This is a messenger RNA of Candida tropicalis MYA-3404, 1629 nucleotides long. RefSeq lists its product as uncharacterized. The transcript has a single exon. Gene Ontology annotation, biological process: amino acid transmembrane transport. Bases 1 to 1629 code for a protein of 542 amino acids. Gene Ontology annotation, cellular component: membrane. Gene Ontology annotation, molecular function: L-amino acid transmembrane transporter activity. Lineage: Eukaryota; Fungi; Ascomycota; Pichiomycetes; Serinales; Debaryomycetaceae. The record is from RefSeq and is a predicted model, not a curated record.
AUGACAGUCACUAAUAAAACAGAAUACAGCAAACUUUUGGAACUGGUAUCUAUAAACGAAGCCGAUUCUUCAGAUUCUUCCACAUCAGACUCAAAUGAAUAUUUGAAACCAUCGAUUAUAUUAAAUAGACGGUAUUCAUACCUACAAGAUUUGGAGGAUCUUCCACAAGGACGUCAUUUGGGACUAUUUUCAACUAUUGUUUUAUUUGUGAGUCGAAUCUUAGGAAGUGGGAUAUUUAGUAUCACCAGUGGUAUCUACCAGGAUUGCGGGCAAUCUGUUUUCUUAUUUUUCAGUGCAUGGUUUGUUGCUGGUGUUGCUUCAUUUGGGGGAUUGUAUGUUUUUUUAGAAAUGGGAUCAUUGGUUCCACGAAGUGGUGGUGCCAAAGUAUUCUUGGAAUUUAUAUAUCCAUAUCCUAAAUUACUUGCCACAGUGGCAUUUCUGGUUUAUUCAAUACUAGUUGGAUUUACUAUAUCGAACGUAUUAGUCUUUGGUGAAUACGUAGUACAUGCAUUUGGGAUCGAGGGUUCAGAUUUUAAGACAAGAACCGUCGGUUUGAUAUUUUUGUAUUUGGCAGCAUUGCUCCACGGUGUUAGUGUUUCCCAUGGCAUAAGAAUCCAAAAUAUUCUUGGUGGUUUAAAAUUGGGACUAGUUGCCAUCAUUGUCUUUUCUGGAAUCUAUGCCGUUGCAUUUCCUACGUCCAUCACUGGUAUUGAACAUCAACUUGAAUGGGAUAGUGUUUUUAAAGUACGAUCCAGUGUAAGUAUUCUGACGUUUGCAUCUGCUGUGAUCAAAGCCACCUAUGCGUUUUCUGGUUGGAAUUCAGUACAUACUGUUUCAAACGAGAUUAAAGAUCCUGUUCGUACAUUCAAAAUUGCUGGUCCAGUAUCAUUGGGGAUCAUGGCAGUAACUUAUCUUAUUGCAAACCUUGCAUAUCUCACGGUAAUACCAAGUGAAGAAUUGGCUAAUGGAAGCACGCUUGCUGGUUCACUUUUGUUUUCCAGAAUUUUUGGUAGUUUCAUCGGUCAACGAUUAUUGACAUUAGCAAUUGCACUUUCUGCAGCUGGUAAUAUAUUUGUUGUUCUUUACACCAUUUCUAGAAACGAUCAAGAGGUAUUUCGUGAAGGGUAUCUACCAUUUUCAAAAUUUAUGUCUAGUAACUGGCCCUUCGGUGCGCCUUUGAGAGCUUUGGUUUUGAGUUGUAGUAUUACUACCACAAUUAUGGUUGCAUUUCCACGUGGUGAUAUCUACAGUUACAUUAUUUCUUUAGAAGGGUAUCCUAACCAAUUAGUACUUGGAUUGGUUGCUGCUGGUAUAUUUAUCAUUAGAAGAAGAUACCCCGAAUUAAAUGCCCCGAUAAGAGCUGGCAUUAUUGGGACUAUUUCAGUAAUGUGCAUUAGUUUGUAUUUGUUGGUUGGUCCUUUUGUAUCUUCUACGAGUCCUAAUCCAAAAGGUUUAGAGAGUUGGCCAAACUACGGUUUGAUUGGUAUUUUAUUGAUUACUUCAUGUAUUGGGUUUUGGUAUAUCAAUUUUAGAAUCUUACCCUGGAUGGGUGGUUAUGAAUUAAUUUCAGAAGAAGAGAAACUAGGUGAUGGGUUAACUAUAAAACAAUGGAAACGGGUAUAUAGCUAA